AUGAGAACCUCAAGUGUCAACGCUCUGGCCUUGGCCAUGAGCUGUAUUCAGGGAGCCUAUGGAUUGCUUCCUCUCGUGAGCCAAGUUCCGCCCAUGGGACUGACUGCGGACGAAGAAGCAACCUUGGUCGACGCAGCGGUGCCUCUUGUUGGCAAUGGAACGUUCCUCCAACCCGUCGACCACAAUGAUCCUUCAAAGGGGACUUUCUCCAUGUCCUACUGGUAUAAUGCUACCAAUUGGGGUGGACCUGGUUCUCCUGUCGUUAUCUUCACCCCUGGCGAGGCCGCAGCAGCAGCUUACACGGGUUAUCUCACACCGCGUACUUUGACAAGCGCCAUUGCUCAGGCAAUCGACGGUGCAAUCAUUCUGAUUGAACACCGAUACUGGGGCUCUUCCAGCCCGUGCCAGAACCAGACCACCACCUGCCUGCAAGAUCUCACACUCCAACAAGCUGUAGACGACUUUGUCAACUUUGCACAGAAUGCCCCUCUUCCAUUUGAUCCCAGCAACUCUACCAAUGCUGAUCAAGCACCCUGGGUUUGGGUUGGUGGCUCUUACUCUGGCGCUCUCGCAGCAUGGAUUGAAAAGCUGUCGCCUGGAACUUUCUGGGCUUACCACUCCACCAGCGGUCCCGUCGAGGCUGUUUACGAUUACUGGGAGUACUUCUACCCCAUUCAGCAGGGAAUGCCCAAGAACUGCAGUCUCGACUAUGAGGCAAUUAUUGAUUACGUCGACUCCGUCUUUAUCAACGGCACGGAAGAGGAAAAGACGGCCCUCAAGCAGCAGUUCUUGCUUGAAGACUUGGAGCACGACGAUGACGCUGCCAUUGCCAUCUCAUCCCCGAUCUGGGCAUGGCAGAGCAUCCAAUUCUACUCUGGCUAUUCGCAAUUCUAUCAGAUGUGCGACGCCAUCGAAGGCGCCAGCGGUAACCACAGCACGGGCAACUAUAGCGAUGCGGGCGUUGGUCUGGCCAAGGCACUGCCCAACUUUGCUGAUUGGUUCACGGUCAACUACAUUCCUGGUUAUUGCGACUCGUACGGCUAUGAUGAUUGGUCCGGAGAAUACAAUGUUCAGUGCUUUGACACUUACAACAGCUCCUGGGAGAUCUUCCACGAUUGGACACCCGACAAUGUCGGAGACCGACCAUGGAUCUGGAUGACGUGCAACGAGCCGUUCUUUUACUGGCAGACCGGUGCGCCGGAGGGGACCCCCACAGUCAUGACCCGCCUGGCCACGCCAGAGUACUACGACCGCCAGUGUGCCCUGUGGUUCCCGCCCGAGGGCAACAACACGUACCGCAGCGCUCUGGGUAUCACGGAAGACUACGUCAACAACCGCACCGACGGCUGGUUCAACACUGAUCUCCCGCGCUUGCUGUACGUCAACGGCGAGGUCGACCCCUGGCGUUCGGCUUCCGUGGCCUCCGAGUUCAGACCCGGUGGCCCCUUUAACGGUACCGAUGAGACUCCCGCUAUUCUCAUCGCUGGCGGAAGACAUUGCAACGAUCUAAUCAUCACCAAUAAUGUCCAUUUGCCUGUUGCAGCUGCGCAAGAGGCUGCCAUUAGCCAGUUCAAGGAAUGGGUCGGCGAGUUCGAAGAGUUCAAAUAA
Pestalotiopsis fici W106-1 is the source of this 1608-nucleotide messenger RNA. RefSeq lists its product as uncharacterized. The coding region runs from base 1 to 1608 and encodes 535 amino acids. Lineage: Eukaryota; Fungi; Ascomycota; Sordariomycetes; Amphisphaeriales; Sporocadaceae. Gene Ontology annotation, molecular function: dipeptidyl-peptidase activity; serine-type exopeptidase activity. Gene Ontology annotation, biological process: proteolysis. The transcript is spliced from 8 exons. The record is from RefSeq and is a predicted model, not a curated record.